Danio rerio (zebrafish) is the source of this 1304-nucleotide messenger RNA. RefSeq names its product eukaryotic translation initiation factor 3, subunit H, b (gene eif3hb). The record is from RefSeq and is marked provisional. NCBI's taxonomy places the organism in Eukaryota, Metazoa, Chordata, Actinopteri, Cypriniformes, Danionidae. Gene Ontology annotation, biological process: formation of cytoplasmic translation initiation complex; cytoplasmic translational initiation. Gene Ontology annotation, cellular component: eukaryotic 48S preinitiation complex; cytoplasm; eukaryotic translation initiation factor 3 complex. Gene Ontology annotation, molecular function: translation initiation factor activity; peptidase activity.
GGUCUUCUCGAUUCUUGAAUCCCCGGCGCUCAUCAAGAUAAUAAUAAUAAUGGCAUCCCGUAAAGAAACCCCGAAUGGAAAAACACUGGAUACACCUGUCAAACAGAUCCAAAUCGAGGGACUGGUGGUGAUGAAGAUCAUCAAGCACUAUCAGGAGGAAGGUCAGGGCAGUGAGGUGGUGCAGGGAGUCCUGCUGGGGCUGGUGGUCGAGGAUCAGCUGGAGAUCACCAACUGCUUCCCGUUCCCUCAGCACACUGAGGAUGAUGCUGACUUUGAUGAAGUUCAGUAUCAGAUGGAGAUGAUGAGAAGUCUUCGGCAUGUCAACAUUGAUCAUCUUCACGUGGGUUGGUACCAGUCAACGUUAUACGGGUCUUUUGUCAGCCGAGCGCUUCUGGACUCUCAGUUCAGCUACCAGCACGCUAUCGAGGAGUCCGUCGUGCUAAUAUACGAUCCCAUCAAGACAGCCCAGGGGUCGCUGUGUUUGAAAGCCUACAGACUGACCCCCAAACUCAUGGAGAUCUGUAAAGAGAAGGACUUCUCCUCAGAAGGGCUGAAGAAGGCCAGUGUGGGCUAUGAGCACAUGUUCGAGGAGGUGCCGAUCGUCAUCAAGAACUCUCAUCUCAUUAAUGUUCUGCUGUGGGAACUGGAGGAGAAAUCCACCGCCGCCGACAAACACGAGCUCCUGAGCCUCUCCAGCAGUUCUCAUCUUGAGAAGAGUCUGCAGAUGCUGAUGGACCGUGUGGAUGAUAUGAGCCAAGACAUCGUCAAAUACAACAACUACAGCCGCAGCCUCAGCAAACAGCAGCAGCAGAAACACCAGUAUGUCCAGAGACGUCAGCAGGAGAACGCACAGAGGCAGAGCCGUGGAGAGCCGCCUCUGCCAGAAGAAGACCUGACCAAGAUGUUCAAGCCUCCGCAGCCGCCGCCACGCAUGGACACGCUGCUCAUCGCCAGUCAGAUCAACACAUACUGCCAGACCAUCAAGGAGUUCACGUCUCAGAAUCUGGGGAAACUCUUCAUGGCUGAAGCUCUGCAAGGGCCGAGUAGUUAAAACAAGAUUAGUGUCUGGUUAAUUUAACACAUUCAGCUGCUUUUUAAUGCUUUUAUUUCACAUUUCUAGACCAGACCCAGUAAAUAUACGCUCAACAGGGGCUUGAAUACCCAUCAGACGGGUCCGUUUAUUUCAGCAUGUAUAGUAUAAAAUGUGGACUAAGUUAUCAUUUCUUUGAAAGGAAAUCAGUGUACCUGUCAAUAAUGUGUAAAAAGAGAUGUCGGAGAUUGGGUAAUAAAUGCUUUGGUGUCUA